Pocillopora verrucosa is the source of this 4431-nucleotide messenger RNA. NCBI's taxonomy places the organism in Eukaryota, Metazoa, Cnidaria, Anthozoa, Scleractinia, Pocilloporidae. The record is from RefSeq and is a predicted model, not a curated record.
CGCUAAACCGAUUUGUAUACCUUCGAAGGCAAAAUGUUCUAAUUUGUUAUCAGUCUGCAUGUUAGAGGUUUACAGCAGAACGAUAAUUGCACAGAAAUAGGAUUAGUGUAAACAGGGGUAAACAACGAAUCGCUGCGAGGAUUCAAGACUGCUCUUAGCUGUGCGCAAUAGUUGAAAUGAAAUCUCUUGAGUUCCAACGUUUUCCUUGAACUGGACGUGGUUGAAGGUAUUGAAUUUUGCAGCAGCCCUCCUGCUUACAAAGUUAAACGCAUUAACAAGACCAGACCAAUUUUCGCACACCUAAGAGCUGCCCAAGAAAAAUAAAAAGACAUCAGGAGGCACAGAUUAACUAUUUACAGUCACGAGUUAUCCUGCAAUCGUUGGACCGAUUGACGAAUUUCUGCGGUGAACAGUAUGUUAAUUCGUAAAGGAAGGCUUCGGUCGAUGUGAGGAUGCAGGAAAAGCGGUGUUGGUGGAUAUUGUUUGUCAACUUUAUAAUCAAUUCGCAGACUGCUCAACCCGACAAUUAUCCACCACGUGUUCAAGAUACUCUAAAACCACUGAAUGUCGCUAGAUUAGGAGAUAUAAAACGGUUAAGAUGUGCUGUGACAGGGCUUCCACCACCGAAUAUCACAUGGAUCAAAAACGACCAGCCUUUGCACCAGUCUGAGAGGAUAAGAAAGCUAAACAAGAACAAAACUAUUAAGAUCAAAGGAGUCCGACUUGAUGACCAAGGCAACUACACCUGUAUUGCUGAAAAUCCUCUCGGUAAAGUCAACCUGACGCUCCAGCUAAACGUGCGUCAUGAUGAAAUUCUGACAACUACUGGUUCACCACUAGCAACUAAAAGACCCACAACUAAGCAUCAGGCUAGAGAUUUAAUGACGAAUCUCACGACUCCGGAAUCAACAGGAGCACCAAUAUUUAGUGAUCCAAACUUACUGAAGAGAUCGUUCAGGGCAUGGCCUGCAUCACACUCCAUUAAACUAAAAUGUCAAGCAAUUGGUGCACCACCGCUCAAAUACAAAUGGUUGAAGGACGGAAAGAUCAUAAAAAAACGACGUAUGGACCCAAAUGUUAAUUCUUCCCUUUGGUACCUGAAACUGCGAGAUCUUGUACCCGAUGAUUCUGGGAGAUACACCUGCAUAGUAUCCAAUCAAUAUGGUUCGAUAAAUCACACUUUUACUCUUCAAGUUGUUGCCAGACCUCGGUCAGCUCCGAUCCUACAGACAGGUCUUCCAAAGAACAAAACUGUGCAAGUUGGAGAUAAUGUGACAUUUACCUGUAUUGUUCUUGUUAGUGGAACUCUCCCGGAUUUCAGAUGGCUUAAAUGGAACAAGUCCGUCAAUUCUAUACCGAAAACUUACAAUGUAAUUUUAAAUGGAUCAUAUCGCCUUAUAGACCCAUACUAUUACAAGACCAUUCAAGUAAAAAGUAAUUAUGGUGUUGAGGUGAAUAUUGUAAAUGUGACCGAGGAGGAUUUUGGACUCUACACUUGCUUUGUGAGCAAUCAUAUCGGCAACGAUUUCAGUAGUGCAUUCCUCAUCAAAUAUGUGAAACCCACGGUUCCUGUGACAGAGACGGAAGCCACAAAACCAACAGAACAACCAUCUUCACCUGAGAAGAUCACAGCAUUUCUCACGAAAAAAGAAAAACCACCUCAAACUGGCCUAAUUAUCGUCAUCCUUCUGUCAGUUUUCUUUUUAAUAGCUAUUAUAGUAAUCGUCGUGUUUGUUUUCUGUUAUCGCAAGAGACUAAAGGAGAAAUUCCCUAAAGGUUCAAAUUCUCAAAAGGAAAUAACUCUACAAAAUAUAGAGGCAAGAAGAGCGUCGUUACACCUUUUAUCGUCAGAACCUAACACACCCAAUCAAACCGAUGGAAUAACUAGAACGUUAAAUUAUGCAGCUCCAAGGAGGAGAUUUAGUUCCAAUGGAUCAACCACUUCUACAGCACCUUUAAUAAGAUGCAGGAAUGGAAGCUAUAGGUCUCGAUUUUCUUCAGGCGUUUCGUCUAGAAUUGAUUCUAACAUCGCUGAAGAGCUCUAUGAGUUGCCUUGCGACGAAGAAUGGGAAAUCGACAGAUCUCAAAUAACGUUAAGAGAACAGCUUGGUGAAGGUGCUUUUGGUUUGGUCAUGCGCGCUGAUGCCGUGGGUUUACCUGACCUGCCUUCCACAUGCUCAGUUGCAGUCAAAAUGCUCAAGGCUGACGCCACUGAGAACGAAUUAGCAGACCUUUUGUCUGAAAUGGAUACAAUGAAGGAAAUUGGAAGACACAAGAACAUUAUCAACCUGAUAGGUGCUUGCACGCAAAACGGCCCUCUGUUUGUCGUUGUCGAGUUUGCACCACACGGGAAUCUUCGACAGUUUCUGAGAGAAAGAAGACCAUCUGAGUAUCAACAACACACACUUAGUCACUCUGGUCCUUCCUUAACUAUGAGGGAUUUCGUCUCAUAUGCUUUCCAAAUAGCGAGGGGAAUGGAGUACUUGGGAACAAGAAAGUGUGUUCAUCGAGACCUUGCUGCCAGAAACAUUCUUGUUGGAGAAGAUUACAUCAUGAAAGUUGCUGACUUUGGUCUGGCAAGAAAUGUGAGAGAUGCGGAGUAUUAUCGGAAAACUACCGAUGGUCGGCUACCAAUAAAAUGGCUCGCCAUCGAGGCAUUGUUUGAUCGAGUUUACACAACACAAAGUGACGUCUGGGCGUUUGGUAUAUUGCUCUGGGAGAUUUUUACCCUCGGGGGUUCUCCAUAUCCAGGAAUACCCAUAGAAAAGUUGUUCGAUCUAUUGAAGUCUGGCUACCGGAUGCAGCAGCCUCAAAAUUGUCCAGGAGAUAUAUAUGAUAUUAUGAUGAAUUGCUGGGAUGAAACCCCCUGCCAACGAAAAUCGUUUACAGAUCUAAGAAAACACUUUGAUGCGAUGUUAUCAAGCAUGACGAGCAAAGAGUAUUUGCAAAUACUGGCUCAGUCCAUUGACGAUCUGGCUCACGACAUGGAAACACCUAUAACGGACGAUUCUGAUGAAAAUACUGGAAUAAUGCCAGAGUCUACAUGCUAGCAGUAAACGACCCUUUCAUAUACUAGAUUGUUAUUACAUCUCGCUCUUUAAUGGCAGUUGCAACUAAAUUUCCACGCCAGAGGAUUAACCAGAAGGGUAUAAUACAAAUAUUAAAGUUGGUUAUGGCGGUAAAAGGAAAAAGGAAGCGGACAAAGAGACAAAAUCAGGACCCAGAAACCAUAAUAUCACAAUACGGGCUAUCACGAAGUUGUUUCAAGCAAGCCGUGGAUAAGAACGCGAAAACACCCGGUUAGCGUGGAGAAAAUGCUGGCUAGAAAAAUAAUUUUUAAGGCCCGGAAUUUAUCAUCUUAUAAUCCACUAAAGUGCUGCAAGGUUACUUUAUCUCCGUUGAAAAACGCGCUUGAGACAUAAAACCACAUCAAAUAAUUAAAUUAACAUCCUGUUUGUACAGGUAACAUGUUCUGGGGAAAAACAACGUUUCGACAUCCAAGUUACCCUCAGGAACAGUCCUGCGUUUCAUAGAGAAUGGCACAAUUUUGUGGUUCUUGAAACGAUUUGGAGGUGAAAUUGUUCAUUCAACUCGAAACCCCCGUUCUUUGGUGGGUGAAAAGAAACUUGCCUACUGAGCAAACUUCGUGCCCUGGACUCCAAUGAGUGGUCAAAAAAUUUUUCUCAGGAAAUAUCCUAUAUUCAGCCACCUUCAGUAGACAACAAAGUAGAAGUUUUUCUAACGAAUGAACAUUGUCAGUUACUUCCUCUGUGCGUUACCUCAAAGAAAGUUACGCUAUUGAUAGAAGCGAGAGUCCAGCCUUAGCCCUUUACACCUCGACAUCAGUAUCCAUAUUCUCCAUACUCUUCUCCAUAAGUUUCUUAUGGUACUGACAAGGAGAAUUUAUUUAAAGAUCAAAGCUUCUUAGGUUGGCGAUCAUUUCCUUUAUGCUCAUAAUCUUAAUGAAUGGUUUAGCAGUAUUAUUGUAAGGAGAAAUUAAAUGCUGGUCACUCUUAAGGAUUAAAGGGUUAAGAGUAAGAGAAAGAGAUUGGCUUACAGAUUUUCAGAAAUGAUAAAACUGUGCCGACUUUAGCGAGUGAGAAAAAUCUUCUAUGCAGUUCUUAAACUCAAGAGGAAUUCUACAGAUAAUAUUCUCUUGAUAAACCAUCAACUCGUGAAAAAUAAUUUUAAAAUUUGUUAGUAUCAAAACAAAAAUCACUCAAUUUAAUCGAGCAUAUUCGUAUUCGUCUAUCAGUUAGUUCCGCCAGAAAGAUGAGCAGAACAAAUCUUGUUUUCUUCUUUUCAAAAACAAGACCAAGUAAUAGUUGUGUAUAAAAGUAACAGAAGCAUUCUCAGAUGAAUGGGGAUGUUUCAACAUACAGAUGUAUCUACAUUCUAUGAAUGAUUACUUUUAUUAAAGAAAUAAUCCAA